UUUUCUUUUUGUGUUGAUUUCUGUACGGGGAAGAGUCACUGAUCCAAUCUUAGCAGCUCCUUACGCCGUCGCUAUCUUUUCAUCUACAAAUUGUUAUUUCGUCUUUCGCGCCUACCGCUUAAGCAAGUACGACGAACGGUGUUUGCUCGCUGGUCGUCAAAUCCAACCAUCGUUCACGUUCGCUCUGUUGAUACAAAAAAACGCCGCUCUCUAUAAUAAUUUAAUCCAUAGUUCCAACUAAUUCUCGCAUAGUCACCGGUCCACGUACGUAAGACAGCCUUGUUUGAGUCCGUGUCUCAAAAAUAUUCCCUACGUUUUGAUUUGCUUGGCGCCCACUACUGUCGGAUCAGUUAAAAAAAAAAUAACCGUUUCUUGGUCAAGUUUUGAUGGUCAAUUAUCUUUGAGUACCUUAACAUCAAUUGAUAAAAAUGGUUGCUGAUAGUUGUCCGAACCCACAAAGUGUGGGACGUGAAUUUGUUCGUCAAUAUUAUACUAUGUUGAAUCAAUCUCCUCAUUACAUGCAUAGAUUCUAUAGUAGCGAUUCAUAUUUUGUACAUGGAGGUUUGGAACCAUAUAGCAGGGACAUGACUCCCAGUAUUGGUCAAAAAGAAAUUCAUAAACGUGUACAAGAACUGAAUUUUCGCGACUGUCAUGCUAAGAUCUUACAAGUUGAUUCACAGAACACUCUUGGAAAUGGUGUGGUAGUUCAUGUCACUGGUGAAUUAUCUAACUGUGGGCAGCCAAUGCGUCGUUUUGCACAAACUUUUGUAUUGGCAGCUCAGUCUCCUAAGAAGUAUUAUGUUCAUAAUGACAUUUUUCGUUAUCAGGAUGUGAUGUUGAAUGAAGAUGAUGUAAAUGAUGAAGCAGAUUCUGGACAAUCUGAUGGUGAAGAAAAUGGAGAAGUUGAACAAACUCCUGUUACUCAACAACCUCAGCAUCAAGUAAAUUACUAUAAUACAACAACUCAGGGACAGAAUUUGAAUGGGGUUGCUUUGAAUGUGAUACCUGCUUCGGUCCCAGUACAACAGUUGCUGCCUGAGCAAAUUCCUGUUCAAGUUCAACAACAUAUUCCAACUGUUACUGCUCCGGUACAAAAUGCAGCUCCUACUGUACUGUCUCCCAGUAAUAAUGUAUCCAGAACUCAACCAACAUAUAACCAAAACCAAAUAUUGGCAGAACAACCUAAAAUUCAACAUCAAGAAGAACCUACUAUUCAUAAUGUGGAUAUAAAGGAAAAUCAAGAACCUAUUAAAAAGGAUGUAUCGAUUACUGAAGCUGUUUCACCUGGAGAUCAACCAAAACCAUUAUAUGCACAGCUUUUCAAAUCUGGUUCACGAUCAACAGAAACUCAUGCUGAAGCCCCUCAACCAGCUUCUGUACCGACACAAAAUUACUCAACUCCUUCUUUACCUAAAGCAACUUCACCAGUUCGAAAUAAUGAUUAUUCAAGUAAUGCCUUUCCUAAUAAUCAGUAUGAGCAAAGAGGCAAUGUUAAUAGAAAUAUGAGGAACAAUUAUAAUGGUAGAGGUGGAGUUGGUGGAAGAAAUUUGAAUGAUAGACCAAACAGAAAUUCUUUUAAUAAUCGCGAAAAUGGAUACAAUAAUGGUCCUGGCAACGACCUUAGGAUUAAUAGAGGUAAUCAAUCUGGAUCUUAUAAUGGUAUGUUCCAGUCUGAUGAACAACAAUUGUUUAUUGGUAAAAUCCCUCCAGAGGUUCAAGAAAGUGAUUUGCGGAACUUAUUCGAAAAGUUUGGUAAUUUAUUGGAUGUACGAAUAAUGAAAGGAGGCAGCAAAACUGGUGAUCCAUCUAUGAAUGGCAAUUUUGGUUUUGUCAUUUUUGAAAGUAUAGACACGGCACAUAAAGUAUUAAAGAGUCGACCUAUUAUGCUCCCUGGAGAAAAUGGCAUUAAGUUGAAUGUUGAAGAAAAGAAAAAUAAGUCUAGAAGUUCAAUGGUGAAUUCUGAUGGUGGCAGUGGUGGUGGAGGUGGUUUAGGUCGUGGUGGUAUGCGUACGGGCAACAAUCGUGGAGGUUUCAAUAGAAACCAGAAUGAUGGACCUAGAAACAACAACUUUAGGCGUCAAAAUUAAUAAUAAUAAUUAAAUUUAAAUAUGAUUAAAAAAAGAACUUCAAUAAAUACUCAAGAUGACCAGAAAAAUCCCUAAUAAAGACGCUGUUCAGAAUUUAAGAAAGACUACAAUUUUAUACUGUUUUUUGCUAGAUAGCUUCAAAUUUUAUUUCCUUUGCAUUUACAAAUCAUUUUUCCUAUUACUAUUUAUCCACUUGAAUAAUGUUUAUACCUCAAAGUAUUGACUUUGUCCAUAAUAUAUAAAUCAUAUAUGUCGUAUAUCGAAUCACAAACCUAGUCAAGUAAAAUUUUUCAACAUGUU
This is a messenger RNA of Melanaphis sacchari, 2387 nucleotides long. It is a transcript of the gene rin, whose product is annotated as ras GTPase-activating protein-binding protein 1. Lineage: Eukaryota; Metazoa; Arthropoda; Insecta; Hemiptera; Aphididae. Gene Ontology annotation, molecular function: mRNA binding. Gene Ontology annotation, cellular component: cytosol; ribonucleoprotein complex. The transcript is spliced from 10 exons. Bases 429 to 2087 code for a protein of 552 amino acids. The record is from RefSeq and is a predicted model, not a curated record.